CAAAAAUAAUGACGGUAAAAUGGCCUCCAGCGGACUCACGAUUUUAACCUUAUAUUUAUGCUCUGCAGCCAUUGGCGGGGCUUCAGGGCUGGAAGUGAAAAUUGAGCCAAAUGUAAUGGAAAUAAGGAAUUAUGUUGGAGAUGAUCUCAUCCUGAGCUGCCAUGUGAAGAGAAGCAAAGAAGAGCAGGAUAAAUUCUCUCUCAGCUGGCAGGUUCCUUUUGAUAAAAAUGUGCGUGUAAAUAUUAGUGAUAUUUUGGGAACAUUAAUAUUAUCUGUUCAAGAUCUACAUGAGACAGACCGGGGCAAUUACACAUGUACUCUUAUGAGUGAACAUGAUCCACCACUGAGGACAUCGGUGAACGUUGUUGUGUUGCCACGAGGCAGAGUUGGAUACUGCUCCCAUGACUCUUUUCAGUUAAAUGCUUCUGGCCUUGCAGGGACAGAUGUGUGCGCAGGGAAGCUGAUAUGUGAGGAGGGGCGGUGCAUUCCCCCGAGUCUGUGCUGUAGGGAGAAAGACUUGCAUCCCCCAAAUUGUACUAUAAGACCAGGAAUUGAAUGUUGCAAGCAGCUUUUGCAUCCUGCAAUUCGUGACCAGGAUCUCUACUACUUAAAAGCACCACCAAGAUUGCAUCAACAAAGGAACCCACAGCCAGAUUCUACUCUCAUAAUGGGUUGCAUUGUGGCAGUAGCAAACUUGGUAACUGUUGGUAUCAUAGUUGGGGUAAGGUACCACCUAUGGCGCUCCAAUGGUUCUACCUCCCGUGCUCAUUACCACUUGAAUAGAUUACGGUCAGCCACUCUCCGUCCAUUUGGCUUUGGUUCAUCUCUCAAUCCACCAUCAACCACUGAUCAGUAUCAGUUACGUUCAGCAGAUACUCUGUAUUCAAGAAGAAUCCCAGGUUUGCGCUCGGAUCUUCUGUCGCCAGAGAUCCUUCGUGAACAGAGGCAACAGUGCACACAUCAGCAGAGACCCUUUACUGGAGGCGUUGUCUUGUGCCCUCCAACCAAUGCUCAGCCUCCCCAGUACUCACAGUUGCCGACAGCUCAUACAGGGCCCCCACCUGCUUAUCAUCAGGUUGUGGGAGCUCCACCACCACCUUACUCCUCCCGUGAUGAUCUUACACUAGGAAGCUCUUCAGAUGGCUCCUCCCUGUCUCUCCUGUCACCACUUCUGAACAACAAUAACAAUGGGGAUAUCAAUGGUAACACCACAGCCCACCUUUCUGUUAUACAGAACCAAAAUGUGGCCCAUGCUACAGCUUCUUCUGCAGCACCUUCUCAGUUCUCAGGUUCCCAGUCCCGAGGCAACAAAUGAUAAGCUUUAGCAUUAAUGGGGCGGAGAGAAACAUGCUUGAAAGCUUUUCGAAUCUGAUUAAUAUUUUGAAUCAUAAUCUUUUGAAUCUUGAAGAAUUUUAAAACUCUUAAUUCAGUUUUUGAAUCUUAAUAAAUUUUUAGAAUCUUAAUUAAUAUUGAAAUCUUAAUUAACUUUUUAAUCUUUAUUAAUUUUUUAAAUCAUAAUUCAUUGUUUUUUAGUGGAUAGUGUAUCUGACUCAAAAUAUGAGGUUGAGUACUCUUUGCAAACAGUGCUUUGAGGACAACAAAAGUUCAUUUACAAAUGACCAUGAAAUGAUGGGAAUAUUCAUAAAGAAUUGCACUGUCUUUGUAGUUAUUAUUAUUUUUUUUUUCUGGAAUAUUAUUGAAGAUUCACAAAGUACAUUGUACAAUUAUCCAUGUAUUAUUUUUGGAACUUACUUCCAUCUAUGUGUACUCAUGGUUGUUUCAUCCUUGUGUAAUAUUCCAUACAAGGGGAAUUGAGAAAUUAUGAUAAUCAUAUUUAGAAAUAAAAUUUAGUAUUCAACUUAUAUAGGCAAACUAUAAUGAAAUAAAAUGAGAAUAGGGUAAGGACAGGGUGGCAUGAUGUUUAGAAAUUGUAACUGAAGUUCUGCAUUUAUAGCAUUUAAUUAUAUAAAACUAUAUUCAAAAGUGCUUCCAACGAUGUACAAAGUAAGGAAUUUAGGCUUUACAGCUUUGAAUUUCAUAACUGUUCAAUUCUGACUGGCAUGCAUUUUAUGUAAGCUAAAUUUAUGUUCAUCAGGUUAUGAUGUUUCUAAAAUUUAAAGAAGUAAACAAAAUUUGGGAAAAUAGAAUAUUUUUAAUGCAUCAGAUGGAUAUUAUGACAAUUUUGCAAUGAACUGAAUGAAACUGAUAAAAUUAGGCAAUAUCAAAACUUGCCUCAUUGCUCAUUUACUAUAGACUAAGAUAUUUUUUCUUUUUAUUGCAACAACACAGAAUUACACUUUUACCUCUUCUCAGGAUAUUGAUGGAUGAAACACAACUACAAGAAGAGAAACACUAGAUCUGUUAAGUUUCAAAUAAAACAGAGUUUGUCUCCAAGCAUCAAUACAUAAAUGAUUUGGGUGACAUCUAGUUUCAUUUGAAAGGCCACAGGUUUUGGAGGUCUUCACUUUGGAGUUGUGUGUUUUUUUUUUUUUUUUUUUUUUUUUUUUUACACUACAAUUUUUAUGUUUUGUUGAUAUUAACAGAUACUAUAAUGAGAAAAAUACCGACCAGAGUAAAUAGAGGAGGUAUAAAGAAGAAAGAACCAGUUCCAUGAUGUAUGUAGGCAUAUUAGUUUGUAGAAAUUUUUAUUACAAAUUAUACAUUGUUAGUAUUUAAGACAGUUGUCAGUCAUGGAUGUCUUAUCAUUAUUAUUAUUGUUAUUUUUACAUUGGAAAAUGAUGAAUGGAAGAAACUAGUUGUAACAGAAUGGCAGUUUUGUGUAUCACAAAAGACAACUGGUACCUGAUUGGCUCCUUUGCCAAACAAGAAUCACUGUAUCUUCAAGCUUGUAAAACUUUUUCAUGUUGUCUAAAUGUAAUUUUUAAAAUGUUGUGUUUGCCCCCUCCUCUCUCAUCUAUUUUCUUCUUUUUCUUUUUCUUUAUUUUUCAAACAUUUAUAUGUGUUGUCUAAAAUCAUCUUGUGCAAUUAUAACUGUACAAGUAAACAUGUGCCAAAUGCAUGCACACUUCUAUAUCAGUAUAUAAAGUAGUUGAAAACUGCAGUUCAAGGUUCAAGACAACCCUUGUUAAUAUUGAUUAAAUGCUAAUUUGAACUUUAAGCUUACAUUACCUGUUCAAAAAUGUUUAUGAAAAUAGCAUAUACAUUCAAAAAAGGGACGUGCAAUAUCUGUUCAUACUAAAAGUGCAAAUGGUAAAUACCAUCUCCCAUUAUUACAUGGUCGCAAUGAUAGAACUGAAUGGGUUAAACAUAAGAGUAAUAAUCAGUGUGUUUUUAAGUUCAUCUUGUGUCAUCAAAAUGAUGUCUACAUGUUUGCAAUAUUCUCCACAAUUAUUUUUAUAGAUGUUGCUUCCAAAUUACAGUUCAUAUGUGUCAAUUAUGUGCCAAGGUAAAAAAGUAUCUUAGAUAGUUUUAACUUGAAUUGUAGACAGUUGUGAAGGGGUUUUAUGAAAUUCCCAUUUCAUGAUCUUGUUUCAAGGGAACCAUUGUACACUGUUUUGUGUCGCAAAGCUUUGAUAUUAGGUAAUGUUAAGAAGGAAGAUAUUGAAUAUUAAUUAUAUACUUAUAAGAGAUGUAUAUGUUAUUAGUAGCAGCUACCAUUCUUAAACUUUAUCUUUUAAAGUCCGUUUUUUUGCUUUUCUUUUAUAGUUCUUGUAAUUUUGUAUAGAUUAAGUAUAAGUGUUUCCUUUUUUUCUCUCUCUCUCUUUUUUUUUUCCUAUAAAAGUAAGACUUUUGACUUUGAAGUAUUUUUCUUUUAUAGUUAGUGCUUUUUUCAAUUUGAGUUACAAGGUGGCUGGACUAAAGUUACUGAUAUGUUCAUGACAGCCUGUUGCAUGAGGAAGACUGUGAUGAGACUGAUAAAGAUUUAAGAGAGGAAGUUCUGAUACAUUCUUGAUUUCAACUCUUGGUUUUGGUUGUAUGUCUCUCUCUCUCUCUCUCUCUCUCUCUCUCUCUCUCUCUCUCUCUCUCUCUCUCUCUCUCUCUCUCUCUCUCUCUCUCCUCU
Molecule: messenger RNA, 4021 nt
Organism: Penaeus monodon (black tiger shrimp)
Lineage: Eukaryota; Metazoa; Arthropoda; Malacostraca; Decapoda; Penaeidae
Exons: 8
Coding region: 20-1315 (431 amino acids)
Source: RefSeq, a predicted model, not a curated record